Budorcas taxicolor (takin) is the source of this 345-nucleotide messenger RNA. It is a transcript of the gene PDZK1IP1, whose product is annotated as PDZK1 interacting protein 1. Lineage: Eukaryota; Metazoa; Chordata; Mammalia; Artiodactyla; Bovidae. Bases 1 to 345 code for a protein of 114 amino acids. The transcript has 4 exons. The record is from RefSeq and is a predicted model, not a curated record.
AUGUCAGCCCUCAGCCUGGUCGUCCUGAGCCUGCUCACGGCAAUGCCACCCGCCAGCUGUCAACAAGCCCAGGGGAACCUGCAGCCCUGGAUGCAAGGCCUUAUCGCCAUGGCUGUGUUCCUGGUCCUUGUCGCAAUCGCCUUUGCUGUCAACCACUUCUGGUGCCAGGAAGAGCCGGUGCCUGUAAACACGGUCAUGACCAUUGGAAACACAGCUGACAGGAUCCUGGUGGGAACAGACGGCAAGUACUCCUCAAUGGCAGCAAGCUUCAGGUCCAGUGAGCACGAGAAUGCCUAUGAGAACAUCCCAGAGGAGGAGGGCAAGGUCCACAGCACCCCAAUGUGA